This is a messenger RNA of Salvia hispanica, 1439 nucleotides long. RefSeq lists its product as uncharacterized. The record is from RefSeq and is a predicted model, not a curated record. NCBI's taxonomy places the organism in Eukaryota, Viridiplantae, Streptophyta, Magnoliopsida, Lamiales, Lamiaceae. Gene Ontology annotation, molecular function: ADP binding.
UCUGCGUUCUUUCGUUUUAAGUAGUUUCUGCAUUCUUUAAAAUGAAAAUAUAAUGUGAGUGUGUGAGAAAGAGAGAGACUAUCACCAAGAAUUGUGUAGUAUACUUGUAUUUCAUCCAGAAUGGUGCAUUUCCGAAUCCAAGCCCCGGCAUUCGUCGCGCAAUCGAUAGUCGAGAUCUAUCCCGCCUGCAGAGACUUAGCCUGCCACGUCAAAUCUCAAGGAAGAGACAUCAAGCAGCUAGAAGACCGGCUAAGCGAGCUCAUAGCCCUCAUGGCUUCGAUCAUGUCAAGAAAACACGAGCUAGAACGAGGCUUGGUCCAAAACUCAGCCUUCUCACAAAAGAGCAAUGAGUUCAAAGUGUUAGACACCACAAUCUCAGACAUCGACGCCAAGUGCUCCAACUUCAUCAAAAAGUACGCCAAGAUCACGCGGCGCCACCUCCCCUCCUCCACCAACGAUGCGAUAUUCCUGAUUGAAGAGCUCAAGAAGUUGAGAUCCAAAGUGCUGACGUUCAAUUUCUUGAAGCUUGCAAAGCUUAGUAGAGACAUUGCCAAGAUGAGUGCUCAAGCGGACGUGGUUUUGAACCGGCUGAAUCCGGACCACAUGAUUUGUAAGAGAUUGGAGAUGAAUCAAGAGAGGUUUGGUGCUGUUGAUGGUGAAGAUCUUGCUCAUGCGGUCGUGGUUUUGGACCGGCUGAAUCCGGACCACAUGAUUUGUAAGAGAUUGGAGAUGAAUCGAGAGAGGUUUGGUGAUGUCGAUGGUGAAGAUCUUGCGUUUUACAAUGUGUAUGUUGAUGAGGUUUUGAAGCAUUUGUGUGAAAAUGGGGGUAGGGUUGGGAUAUUGGGAGGGUUUGGGACCACAUUUGUGAUGAGGAAGGUGUACAAUCGACUUAUUGAAAUGAGGUCUUUUUCUGGCUCCGACACUAGUCUCGAGAUGGAUUAUGUUAUCUGGGCGGAAUAUCCGUCGGAAGAGGGGGGAGAGGAAGAGGUUAUUGAGAAGUUGCAAAAUGAGAUCAUGGGACAGUUAAGCAUAGAUCACGAGGCGUCCACGAGCAAGCAUGUGAACGAGGCGUCCACGAGCAAGCAUGUGAACGGGGAUAAGAUUUCUGCUUUUCUUCGUCACAAGAAGUAUAUCUUGCUAGUGGAUAAGGUCAUCCACGGAAUUGAUCUGGGUAGGAUCGGGUUGAGAGGGCACCACGAGUUUAGGAGACUCGUGGUGGCUUCUGGUGAUAGAGAUGUUAUGAGCAUGGUGGAACAUUAUUUUGAAAUAUGAUUGUGAUUUUGGUGUUAGAAGGUUGAGGUUUUGUUAUGUUUGAUCAACUGUGUUAGUUUUAUAACUGUAUUACAUGUUUAUGGUUUGGGACUUUGGGUUGGGUACGCCCUUUGAUGUUAUUUUAUAAUACUACUUUGUAAUAAAUCAUAGCGUUUCAUAUCUUUCCA